Messenger RNA from Drosophila gunungcola (fruit fly), 8570 nucleotides. RefSeq names its product tyrosine-protein phosphatase Lar (gene Lar). Gene Ontology annotation, biological process: protein dephosphorylation. The record is from RefSeq and is a predicted model, not a curated record. Gene Ontology annotation, molecular function: protein binding; protein tyrosine phosphatase activity. NCBI's taxonomy places the organism in Eukaryota, Metazoa, Arthropoda, Insecta, Diptera, Drosophilidae.
UUUCGGAAUCAGUUCGCUCGCGAACAACACGAUAGAACAACAAAAAUUUCAUUUGGCUGCGCGAAAUUACUCAAAAAAUCAUUGUUUUUAGUAUGCUGGGAUAUAAUUAAAUGUGUGACAAGAUAGCUUCGGCUAACGAAAUAUUAAAGAGUGACUGUUUUUAAAAUCGGCCUUUGUUUUACCACCGUUUUUGUCGGCGUUUUUCCCACUUGUUUUUUACGCACACUACUACUUAUCGGCCUGUAUGUGUGAGUGAUGUGAGUGUUUGUGUGAAUAAAAAAAUCGAUUCUGUUGUGAUGUUAAUAAAGCGAAAACUUCUGUAGCACCGAGAGAACAGAGAAAUAUAAAAUAUGGUUAUGUUUCAAAACCGAAAGCUAAAGUGCCAUUUGGCGAGUGAGUGAGUAAGUCCGUCAGCCGAAGAGUAAGUCUGACAGCGACAUAGCCUGUACUGUGUAAAUAAAAGCAUUUAAAGUUAUUAACCUUUGUUGUUGCUAUUUGAUAUCAUCGACUGUCGACCCCUCCCGAUUUCCGACGAAUAAAUAUAUCGAAAUAAUGGGUCUGCAGAUGACAGCAGCCAGUCCAAUUGCAGCUUCCAGCCUUUUAGUGUUGUUCUUGCUCACCUGGACGCCCACAAUCGUCGAUGCUGCCCAUGCAAAUUAUUCGGAUAUACCAUAUAUUCAAUAUCUCACACAUCCGCCGGAGAUCAUCAGGAAGCCGCAGAAUCAGGGCGUUCGAGUGGGCGGCGUUGCCAGUUACUAUUGUGCGGCCCGCGGUGAUCCGCCACCAUCGAUAGUGUGGCGCAAGAAUGGCAAAAAAGUUUCGGGAACCCAGUCUCGUUACACGGUGCUGGAGCAGCCCGGCGGGAUUUCCAUACUCCGGAUUGAGCCCGUGCGGGCGGGACGCGACGAUGCUCCCUACGAAUGUGUGGCUGAGAACGGGGUGGGCGAUGCCGUUUCCGCAGAUGCAACUUUAACCAUCUAUGAAGGCGAUAAAACACCCGCAGGCUUUCCGGUUAUAACGCAGGGUCCAGGCACUCGCGUCAUUGAAGUGGGUCACACGGUCCUCAUGACAUGCAGAGCCAUCGGCAAUCCGACGCCAAACAUUUACUGGAUUAAGAAUCAGACAAAGGUUGAUAUGACCAAUCCGCGCUACUCACUUAAAGACGGCUUCCUGCAAAUCGAAAACAGUCGCGAAGAGGAUCAAGGCAAAUACGAGUGUGUGGCCGAGAAUUCAAUUGGGACGGAGCACUCGAAAGCUACCAAUUUGUAUGUGAAAGUCCGUCGUGUUCCGCCAACUUUCUCCCGGCCACCAGAGUCGAUCAGUGAGGUGAUGUUGGGCUCCAAUCUGAAUCUUUCCUGCAUUGCCGUCGGCUCACCCAUGCCACAUGUCAAGUGGAUGAAGGGCUUUGAAGAUCUAACACCCGAGAAUGAAAUGCCAAUCGGCCGCAAUGUCCUGCACCUGAUUAAUAUUCAAGAGAGCGCAAACUACACUUGCAUAGCAGCCUCUACACUAGGACAAAUCGAUUCCGUUUCGGUGGUUAAAGUGCAGUCUCUGCCCACCGCACCCACCGAUGUGCAAAUCUCGGAGGUGACCGCCACUUCGGUGCGUCUGGAGUGGUCGUACAAGGGUCCGGAGGAUUUGCAGUACUACGUGAUCCAGUACAAGCCGAAGAACGCGAACCAGGCCUUCAGCGAGAUAAGCGGCAUCAUCACCAUGUACUAUGUGGUCCGUGCCUUGAGUCCCUACACCGAGUACGAGUUCUACGUGAUAGCCGUGAACAAUAUUGGACGUGGACCGCCAUCUGCUCCGGCGACAUGUACCACCGGUGAGACAAAAAUGGAAAGUGCACCACGUAAUGUUCAAGUGCGCACGCUGAGCUCGUCCACCAUGGUUAUUACUUGGGAACCACCAGAGACGCCCAAUGGACAAGUGACCGGCUACAAGGUGUACUACACGACCAAUUCGAAUCAACCGGAGGCCUCUUGGAACUCACAGAUGGUCGACAAUAGCGAGCUGACCACAGUUUCGGAGCUGACGCCCCAUGCCAUCUACACGGUCCGGGUUCAGGCCUACACCUCGAUGGGAGCCGGUCCCAUGUCCACGCCGGUCCAAGUGAAGGCCCAGCAAGGUGUGCCAUCGCAACCGAGCAAUUUCCGGGCAACCGAUAUCGGUGAGACCGCAGUCACACUGCAAUGGACCAAGCCGACGCAUUCCAGCGAGAAUAUCGUUCAUUACGAGCUCUACUGGAAUGACACAUACGCCAAUCUGGUCCAUCACAAGCGCAUUUCGAACUCGGAGGCAUAUACUCUGGAUGGCCUGUAUCCCGAUACGCUCUACUAUAUCUGGCUGGCGGCAAGGUCACAACGAGGCGAGGGGGCCACCACUCCGCAAAUUCCGGUUCGCACCAAGCAAUAUGUACCAGGUGCUCCGCCACGAAAUAUCACCGCCAUAGCCAGCAGCUCGACGACGAUAUCGCUGAACUGGCUGCCGCCGCCCGUCGAGCGUUCGAACGGUCGCAUCAUUUACUAUAAGGUCUUCUUCGUGGAGGUGGGUCGCGAAGACGACGAGGCCACCACAAUGACCCUCAAUAUGACCAGCAUUGUGCUGGACGAGCUGAAGCGCUGGACAGAGUACAAAAUCUGGGUGCUCGCCGGCACAUCCGUCGGCGAUGGGCCGCGAUCUCAUCCCAUCAUUUUGCGCACCCAAGAGGAUGUGCCCGGCGAUCCGCAAGAUGUUAAGGCCACGCCCUUGAACUCCACAUCGAUCCAUGUCAGUUGGAAGCCACCACUCGAAAAGGACCGCAAUGGCAUCAUCCGUGGCUAUCACAUACAUGCCCAGGAAUUGCGCGACGAGGGCAAGGGAUUCCUCAACGAACCCUUCAAGUUCGAUGUGGUGGACACGCUGGAGUUCAAUGUGACGGGUCUGCAGCCGGACACCAAGUACUCCAUCCAGGUGGCGGCAUUGACGCGCAAGGGCGACGGCGACCGCAGUGCGGCGAUAGUGGUGAAAACGCCGGGUGGCGUGCCCGUCCGGCCCACGGUGAGUCUGAAGAUCAUGGAGCGGGAGCCGAUCGUGUCCAUCGAACUGGAGUGGGAGCGUCCGGCGCAGACGUAUGGUGAACUGCGUGGCUAUCGACUGCGCUGGGGCGUCAAGGAUCAGUCGCUCAAGGAGGAGAUGCUGUCGGGACCGCAGAUGACGAAGAAACGCUUCGACAAUUUGGAACGUGGCGUGGAGUACGAAUUCCGGGUGGCGGGCAGCAAUCAUAUCGGUAUUGGCCAGGAGACGGUGAAAAUAUUCCAAACGCCGGAGGGAACACCCGGUGGACCGCCCGCCAACAUCACCAUCCGCUUCCAAACUCCCGAUGUGCUGUGCGUGACCUGGGAUCCACCGACCAGGGAGCACCGCAAUGGCCUGAUCACCCGCUAUGACGUGCAGUUCCACAAGAAAAUCGAUCAUGGACUUGGGUCCGAGCGAAAUAUGACGCUUCGCAAGGCGGUGUUCACGAAUCUGGAGGAGAACACCGAGUACAUAUUCCGGGUGAGGGCGUAUACCAAACAGGGCGCGGGACCCUUUAGCGAGAAGUUGAUUGUGGAGACGGAGCGGGAUAUGGGACGGGCACCGAUGUCCCUGCAGGCGGAGGCCACAUCCGAACAGACGGCGGAGAUCUGGUGGGAACCGGUCACCAGUCGUGGCAAACUGCUGGGCUACAAGAUAUUCUACACCAUGACGGCUGUGGAGGAUCUGGACGAUUGGCAGACGAAAACGGUGGGACUCACGGAAUCCGCCGAUCUGGUGAAUCUCGAGAAGUUUGCCCAAUAUGCCGUGGCCAUUGCGGCGCGAUUCAAGAACGGACUGGGACGUCUUAGCGAGAAGGUAACGGUGCGCAUCAAGCCGGAGGAUGUGCCCCUCAAUCUGCGCGCCCACGAUGUCAGCACCCAUUCGAUGACCCUCAGCUGGUCGCCACCCAUCCGCCUCACGCCCGUCAACUACAAGAUCAGCUUCGAUGCCAUGAAGGUGUUUGUGGACUCGCAGGGCUUCUCGCAGACUCAGAUCGUGCCCAAGCGCGAGAUCAUCCUCAAGCACUAUGUGAAGACGCACACGAUCAACGAGCUGAGCCCAUUUACCACGUACAAUGUGAAUGUGAGUGCCAUCCCGUCAGACUAUUCCUAUCGUCCGCCCACCAAAAUCACGGUCACCACCCAAAUGGCCGCACCGCAGCCCAUGGUCAAGCCGGAUUUCUACGGCGUGGUCACUGGCGAAGAGAUUCUGGUGAUACUGCCGCAGGCCUCCGAGGAGUAUGGACCCAUCUCGCACUACUAUCUGGUGGUGGUGCCGGAGGACAAGUCCAAUCUGCACAAGAUUCCCGAUCAGUUCCUCACCGAUGAUCUGCUGCCGGGACGGAAUAAGCCAGAGCGUCCCAAUGCACCCUAUAUUGCAGCCAAGUUCCCGCAGCGUUCGAUACCGUUCACUUUCCAUUUGGGAUCAGGCGAUGACUAUCAUAACUUUACGAACCGCAAGCUGGAGCGGGAGAAGCGCUACCGCAUCUUUGUGCGGGCCGUGGUGGACACGCCGCAGAAGCAUCUCUAUACCUCCAGUCCCUUCUCCGAGUUUCUUUCGCUGGACAUGAGGGAGGCGCCGCCGGGCGAACGGCCCCACCGACCCGAUCCCAACUGGCCGUCGGAGCCGGAGGUGUCGGUCAAUCGCAACAAGGACGAGCCCGAGAUCAUGUGGCUGGUGCUGCUCCUCAUGGUGUCCACCUUCAUCGUGUCCACUGCCCUGAUCGUCCUGUGUGUGGUCAAGCGACGUCGCCAGCCGUGCAAGACGCCCGAUCAGGCAGCAGUCACACGUCCACUGAUGGCCGCCGACUUGGGUGCGGGACCCACGCCCAGCGAUCCCGUGGAUAUGCGGCGCCUGAACUUCCAGACGCCCGGAAUGAUCUCACACCCGCCCAUACCCAUUUCGGAGUUUGCCAACCACAUCGAACGGCUGAAGUCGAACGACAAUCAGAAAUUCUCGCAGGAGUACGAGAGCAUCGAGCCGGGACAGCAGUUCACGUGGGACAACUCCAACAUGGAGCACAACAAGUCGAAGAAUCGCUAUGCCAAUGUGACCGCCUACGAUCACUCGCGGGUGCAGCUGCCGCCGGCGGAGGGCGUGGCCGGGUCGGACUACAUCAAUGCCAACUACUGCGACGGCUAUCGGAAGCACAAUGCGUACGUGGCCACCCAGGGACCGCUGCAGGAGACGUUCGUGGACUUCUGGCGCAUGUGCUGGGAGCUGAAGACGGCCACCAUUGUGAUGAUGACGCGGCUGGAGGAGCGGACGCGCAUCAAGUGCGACCAGUACUGGCCGACGCGCGGCACGGAGACGUACGGCCAGAUCUUUGUGACCAUCACGGAGACACAGGAGCUGGCCACGUACAGCAUUCGAACGUUCCAGCUGUGCCGGCAGGGAUUCAACGAUCGCCGCGAGAUCAAGCAGCUGCAGUUCACCGCCUGGCCGGAUCACGGUGUGCCCGAUCAUCCGGCUCCGUUCCUGCAGUUCCUGCGACGCUGUCGCGCCCUCACGCCGCCGGAAUCGGGACCCGUGAUCGUUCACUGCUCGGCGGGAGUGGGUCGCACCGGUUGCUACAUUGUGAUCGAUUCGAUGCUGGAGCGCAUGAAGCACGAGAAGAUCAUCGAUAUCUAUGGGCAUGUGACAUGCCUGCGGGCGCAGCGCAACUAUAUGGUGCAGACGGAGGACCAGUACAUCUUCAUCCAUGACGCCAUCCUGGAGGCCAUCAUCUGCGGCCUGACGGAGGUGCCGGCCCGCAAUCUGCAUACGCACCUGCAGAAGCUACUGAUCACGGAGCCCGGUGAGAGCAUCUCCGGCAUGGAGGUGGAGUUCAAGAAGCUGUCCAACGUCAAGAUGGACUCGUCCAAGUUCGUGACGGCCAAUCUGCCGUGCAACAAGCAUAAGAACCGCCUGGUUCACAUUUUGCCGUACGAGUCGAGUCGCGUCUUCCUCACCCCCAUCCAUGGCAUCGAGGGCAGCGACUAUGUCAACGCCAGCUUCAUCGACGGCUAUCGCUACCGCUCCGCCUACAUCGCCGCCCAGGGUCCCGUCCAGGAUGCCGCCGAGGACUUCUGGCGCAUGCUCUGGGAGCACAACUCCACCAUUGUGGUCAUGCUGACCAAGCUCAAGGAAAUGGGCAGGGAGAAAUGCUUUCAGUACUGGCCUCAUGAGCGAUCUGUGCGCUAUCAGUAUUAUGUGGUGGAUCCCAUUGCCGAGUACAACAUGCCGCAGUACAAGCUGCGUGAAUUCAAGGUCACUGAUGCUCGAGAUGGCUCCUCGCGCACAGUGCGGCAGUUCCAGUUCAUCGAUUGGCCGGAGCAGGGGGUGCCCAAGUCGGGCGAGGGCUUCAUCGACUUCAUCGGACAGGUGCACAAGACCAAGGAGCAGUUUGGCCAGGAUGGACCCAUCACCGUGCACUGUUCGGCGGGCGUGGGGCGAUCGGGUGUCUUCAUCACCCUGAGCAUCGUGCUCGAGCGGAUGCAGUACGAGGGAGUCCUGGAUGUCUUCCAGACGGUGCGCAUUCUGCGCUCCCAGCGACCGGCUAUGGUGCAAACCGAGGAUCAAUACCACUUCUGCUAUCGCGCUGCAUUGGAGUACUUGGGCUCAUUCGACAACUAUGCGAACUGAGAGCUCUAGAUGCAUACUUAUUUCGAACUCUACGCAUAAUACGCAUUUACGAUAUACACGGAUAUCAUAACUCUCAAGUAUUAUAGCCAGCUACUGCCCACACUUACUUAAUACGCCCAUACUUAUAUACGUGGAUAUGUUUAGUUGAUAAGCGCACCUCCCCGCCCGCAGAAUAUGUUACCAUUACGAUACUUUCGGGGCCUCGUCGGUCUUUCACUGCGUUUGAUUUUAAUAAGAAUGUAAACUAAAAAAGACUGUUACACGUUUAAUUAUCAGAAAUUGAUAUAUCAGCCCAUAUAUGUACACUUCUAUAUGUGCAUCGCGUGUGUGUUUGCUCGCUAAACGACGGAGGAAGUCAAUCAACUUGUUGUUCGUGGAACUGCCGCCAGAAUGGCCAUAGAUGGGGCGGACCACUGGAAACCGAUACAUAUUUGAACUAAGGACUUGGUAGCUAUUAGUCUUAACGCCUAAAUCGAAUCUCGAACGGAAGGUUGGGGUCGCAAGUAGCAGGAGGCCGGCCAGUUGAAUUAAAUCGCGAUCUUCUGGCGAAUUGGCAGCUAUGUAAAUCCAAUCUCCAAUAUACAUAUAUAUUAUAAACACAAUCAAUCAAAUACAGCUAUGUUAAUCAGUUUUUAUGCCUAGGUUAUUGGAAACCAGUAUAAACAAUCCGUGCAAUUAGUCAAAAGUCUUGCAUAGUGCAUAUUAAAUAGGGCAGCUAGUUUCUAAAUUAAGUUUUCAAACACGACUUAAGUUUUGAUCUCCCCCAAACAAGAUGACGAACUUGAAGGACUGAUCUUGGCAGCUAACAGUUCUACUUUCUAAGUUCUAAUUUUUUUUAAAGGAUAAGAGUCGCGGACGUAACUUCCAGCUAAGCAGCUUAUUAAAACUUUAACCUCAUUCCCACGAAUUUUUGUUCAGUUCCCCAGUACAUUCCUGUAUAUACCACAGUCGAUACCCAGAUGCCCAAGCUAGCCACGUAUGUACUUGUAUGUGUAAUUUAGAUCGAAAAGCUAAACAAUUAUUGUACCUAAGGUGUAUGAAAGGCAUAGAUAAUAACCAAGCGAUCAGAUUAGAAUGAUAACUGUAGAUAUGUACUGUAGCAUAUAAUUUUUACCAUAAAUACCAUUAAAUAACGAUUAUAGGAGACAUUGGCAAUAGGUCUUAAGGUACAUAAUAAUGUAUAUAACUGAUAAGCUGUUUUGCAGAACGUUUAAAUUCGGCCUCGUAUUUAUGCAUAAAUAUAUAUAUAAAUAUAUAACAAACAAGUUAGCAAGCAAAAGCGUAAAAGCAAACACUAAAUUAAUAGCUGAAACACAUGUUAAACAACAAUAGUCAUAUGUAAACUAAAUAUUUAUAUGGAAUAAAAGUAUUUGUUAUAACAACUUUAGCGCGUUGCCCCAGCCAAUUGGAUCGGAAGUGUUAGGAAGUAGUAAAUUUUGCGGCGAUGUUGGCCGGCUGGGCAUGUUUGGAAUUAAACGAGAGAUACAAAAUUAAACUAUAGAGCUAGCAACAAUAGAUGUCUAGAUAAAGGUAACCCCGCAAAGUGUUGCAAUCGUAUUAAACCAUAACAUAUAAAUCAAUUGAAAAGUACGAGUAUAUUGUAUAUUACACAAAUUUGUCGGCUUGUCAAAUUUUGUUAAAAUAAAAAUUGUUUUAUAUGUUUUACCCAAUAGAAAGAUAUAACAUUUUUAAAGGUAACAUAAUAACACAGACGACAAGCAAACAUUAUAAUGAUUAUAAUAUCAAGCAAAAGAUGAGCGUAUGUAUUUCGCAUUAAUGUAUGAGUAAGAGUAACAUAUUAUGUUUAAAAUUCCAUACAAAUAAUAUAUCAUUUUCAAAAAACUGAAAAAUCAAAUGACAAGAAAUAAUAAAAGAUGAAAUACAAACAA